CCCGGCGCUCCAUCAGCGUCAGUCAUCAGAAGAGCUUCUCCAGCGCUGAAGAAACAUCAUUCAGCGGCAGACAGCACUGCAUCCCUCAUCUCUGAUCGCUCGAUCCGUUCCCGCUGCGUCUGGUUCGAGCGCACAAUGGUUUUGGACGCUUUGGGGACGCGCACUAGCGGAUCCGCGGCGUGUCGGUGUCGUUUCCUUCACACAGAUGAACCAUGAGAUUGUGGGCUGAAGGGACUUCACCUGCGGAAUCCUCCGGCUGUGUUUUAGCUCGGAAGAAAACGCGACUGGCGUUCGUUCUGAGCCCAUGAGGGAGCGCGAGCGAAGCCAGAGGAAUGACUCGCCCUUCUGUAAAACUCCUCACAACUUUACUCGCGUGCUUGAUAGAAAUGCACAACUUCAGGAUAACGGCAGGAAAAGAGUACGAGAGAUUAACGGGACGUGAAUCUUCAUCUGCGAUGUCUCCCUCUGAUUUCCUGGACAAACUGAUGGGCAGAACGUCAGGUUACGACGCACGGAUAAGACCCAACUUUAAAGGUCCUCCUGUGAACGUCACCUGCAAUAUCUUCAUCAACAGCUUCGGCUCCGUGACAGAAACCACUAUGGACUACAGGGUGAACAUCUUCCUCCGUCAGAAGUGGAACGACCCUCGUCUGGCCUACAGCGAGUAUCCCGACUCGUCUCUGGAUCUGGACCCGUCCAUGCUGGACUCCAUCUGGAAACCGGACCUGUUCUUCGCCAACGAGAAGGGAGCCAACUUCCACGACGUCACAACGGAGAACAAGCUCCUGAGGAUCUUCAAGGACGGCACGGUUCUGUACAGCAUCAGGCUGACGUUGAUCCUGUCGUGUCCGAUGGAUCUGAAGAACUUCCCGAUGGAUGUUCAGACCUGCACCAUGCAGCUGGAGAGCUGUGCGUACUUCAUUCACACUGCUUCAUCUUCACUUCACUCAUCUCAUCUUUGUUUUGUCGGCUACACGAUGAACGACCUGAUCUUCGAGUGGCUUGAUAAAGGUCCAGUGCAGGUCUCUGAGGGUCUGACCUUACCUCAGUUCAUCAUCAGAGACGAGAAGGAGCUGGGAUACUGCACCAAACACUACAACACAGGGAAGUUCACGUGCAUCGAGGUGAAGUUCCUGCUGGAGAGACAGAUGGGUUAUUACCUGAUCCAGAUGUACAUCCCCAGCCUCCUGAUCGUCAUCCUCUCCUGGGUCUCCUUCUGGAUCCACAUGGACGCAGCUCCAGCGCGGGUCGCUCUGGGCAUCACCACCGUCCUCACCAUGACCACACAGAGCUCCGGCUCACGGGCCUCGCUGCCCAAGGUCUCUUAUGUGAAGGCGAUAGACGUCUGGAUGGCGGUGUGUUUGCUGUUCGUCUUCGCCGCUCUGCUGGAGUACGCCGGAGUUAACUUCGUCUCCAGACAGCAGAAGGAGUUUCUGCGGCUCAAACGAAGACAGAGACGAAACCAGAAGGAGGAGGAAUUACAGGACGGCCGUCUGCAUUUCUCCGGAUAUAACACCGUGUCCUGUGGGAACGUGAAGGACGGGACCACGGUCAAAAACACGCAGACGAACGCCAAUCCGCCGCCGGCCGUCCCGAAGGACACAGACAUGAACCGCAAGAAGUUUGUGGACCGAGCGAAGAGGAUCGACACGGUGUCACGCGCCGCCUUCCCUCUGGCCUUCCUCAUCUUCAACGUCUUCUACUGGAUCACCUACAAGAUCAUCCGACACGAGAGCGCCGGCAAAACCUGACGCAGACACAGCAUCUGACCAGCUUUCUACAGACGGUUUCCUACCAGACGCUGUUUUAUACCACUGUCUUUGGGAUGGUUUUUAUGGAUGGAGUCGUCACUCUUCUCCUCUUUCUAAUCACAGCUGAACAUGUUUUACUGCACAAACACAAUGUUGUGGAUUAAUGAGGACAUCCAGGUUAUAUCUCACCCACAAAUCAAUGGAAAUAUUACAUAUUAUUAAAAUGCUAUAGUAAAA
Molecule: messenger RNA, 1988 nt
Organism: Carassius auratus (goldfish)
Lineage: Eukaryota; Metazoa; Chordata; Actinopteri; Cypriniformes; Cyprinidae
Gene: glra2
Product: glycine receptor, alpha 2
Exons: 9
Coding region: 333-1751 (472 amino acids)
Biological process (GO): monoatomic ion transmembrane transport
Cellular component (GO): plasma membrane
Molecular function (GO): glycine binding; transmitter-gated monoatomic ion channel activity; transmembrane signaling receptor activity
Source: RefSeq, a predicted model, not a curated record